AUGAACAAAACCGCAAACACGUCUCGCCUUUCACCUUUCCCCUCCAAUAUGACCUUCCGCACCGAGUCCCGCGCAAGCGUCGCCGCCUCCGACACGACGUACUACACUUGCGCCUACCAAAGCUUCCACGACGUAGAGCUCUACGCCCCGAGCUCCCCACCCUCCAAGACCCCCAUUCCCGCCCCGACGUCGGCCCCGAUCCGAGCUCCGGCGCCGGCCCCUUCACACUACCACCACUUCCCAGCACACCCCCAACAACAACAACAACCACAGCGCCAUAAAGACAAGGAGCCCGAACCCACCGAGAUGCGCCGUCAAGAUUCCGGCUACGAGUCCCUUCCCCCGCGGUCCUCCUUCUCCAACCCCCGCCGCGCAUCAACAGCGUCCUCCUCACAGUCAUCCUCCAGCCCGGGUGCUGCUGCUCCCCGCUGCCGCGGCCGCCCGACGGUCCGCCGCGCAGCAAAGACGAGCCCGUACCCCGCAACGACGGCCCGCACCAGUGGAAGCAGCCUCUACCACCCUCAACGCCCUCAUCAGCAGCACGCCCAACCCCCGGCAACUUUCUUCCACUUCCCCGCACACCCAACGGACGUCGAACUCGCCGCCCGUCGGCCCUCACACCGUGGCGGCGGCGGCGGCGUCGAGGACCUCGAGCUCGACCAGCGACAGCUGCUGCUCUCGCCCGGCCACCAGCAGGAGGGGCAGGAGUGCUCCGAGGUGGCGCCUCCGCUGCCGCCGCAGGCCACGCACUACUGGACCAGCGACCGCACGCGGAGGCUCGAGUACGCCGCCAUUGACGCCGCGAGGACGGGCGUCACGGGGUGGAUGAAGAGGCACCUCGUGCCGGACUGCUUCGUGCCCAAGGAGAAGCACGUUGCGUUCGACGACGACACGGGCAGUGUGCGGAGGUACAGGCUCGAGUUGGACGAGGACAUGCCCUGCGAAAAGGGGUGUGCGGGUCGUAGGAGGGGCUGGUUCGGGUGGACUCGCUCCAAGACGGCUUGA
This is a messenger RNA of Colletotrichum orchidophilum, 1005 nucleotides long. RefSeq lists its product as uncharacterized. The coding region runs from base 1 to 1005 and encodes 334 amino acids. Lineage: Eukaryota; Fungi; Ascomycota; Sordariomycetes; Glomerellales; Glomerellaceae. The record is from RefSeq and is a predicted model, not a curated record. The transcript has a single exon.